This is a messenger RNA of Fukomys damarensis (Damara mole-rat), 1111 nucleotides long. It is a transcript of the gene Znf496, whose product is annotated as zinc finger protein 496. The coding region runs from base 296 to 1111 and encodes 271 amino acids. Gene Ontology annotation, biological process: regulation of DNA-templated transcription. NCBI's taxonomy places the organism in Eukaryota, Metazoa, Chordata, Mammalia, Rodentia, Bathyergidae. The record is from RefSeq and is a predicted model, not a curated record. The transcript is spliced from 8 exons.
CGGGCUGCGGCUGGAGCGCCACACCAAGGAGCAGAUCCUGGAGCUGCUGGUGCUGGAGCAGUUCCUGGCCAUCCUGCCGCGCGAGGUGCAGGCCUGGGUGCGUGCCCAGGAGCCUGAGAGUGGCGAGCAGGCCGUGGCCGCUGUGGAGGCACUGGAGCGGGAGCCUGGGAGACCAUGGCAGUGGCGCAAGCACUGUGAGGACCCCGUGGUGAUUGAUGACGGGGACAGCCCUCCUGACCUGGGCCCGGGGCAGGGCCAGCUGAGCGACCCUGCAAAGAGCCAGGAUGCCCAGCCCAUGGCCCUGGGCCUCAGCCGACCACCUGGCCAGCUCUGCGAGGGUCCAGCUCCGCAGGAUGCGUGCCUUCUGGAGGAGGACAGUGUGGGGGAUGCGCAGCAGGUGGCCACCUUCCCGCUGCCCCCGACUCGCGCAUCCCCGUUUAAGGACAUGAUCCUGUGCUUCUCUGAGGAGGACUGGUCCCUCCUCGACCCUGCGCAGACGGGCUUCUAUGGAGAGUUCAUCAUCGGCGAGGACUGUGGGGUCUCCGUGUCCCCGGACGAUCCUGAGGCCCAGCCGGCCCUCUCACCAUCAGAGGACAGCGAGCCCCGGGUCCCAGAGCUGCCAGAGCUGCAGGGCAGGGAGGCGCCCCAGGCUCCCUACUCCUCCGACUUCCCUGGACUCCAGCCAUUCCCAGUGGAGGAGAGGAGCAGGUGGGAGGAGCUGCAGGUACCCGAGUUCCAGGCCUGCCAGGCACCCGUGCUUGCUCAGAGCACCUGCCCAGCCACGCCCAGCCCCGCACCCUUGGAGGACGGCCUGGAAGAGGAGGUGACCAUCGAGAUUGUGCUGUCUGGCUCUGGUGACGAGGAGGAGCGCGGCACCGGGGCGCGUGGGGCCCAGGCUAAGGCGUACGUGUGCCCAGACGCCAAGGACCCCGCAGAUGCCAAGGACAGCGGGGACCGGGACAGGCCAGGCGCACGCCGCCGCGAACCCCCGCAGGACCACGCGUUGCGCUGCCGCUACUGCGCCAAGAGCUUCGGACAGAACUGUGGGCUCCUGCGGCACGAGCGCCUGCACAUGAAGCGCCGCUCCAAGCAGGCGCUCAACUCCUACUGA